This is a messenger RNA of Dictyostelium purpureum, 255 nucleotides long. RefSeq lists its product as uncharacterized. The transcript has 2 exons. Lineage: Eukaryota; Evosea; Eumycetozoa; Dictyosteliales; Dictyosteliaceae. Bases 1 to 255 code for a protein of 84 amino acids. The record is from RefSeq and is a predicted model, not a curated record. Gene Ontology annotation, cellular component: gamma-secretase complex.
AUGAUAAAUAUAGCAAAGAAACUUUGGUUUAUAGGUUUCUUUUUUUUACCAUGGGUUUGGUUAAUCAAUAUUCUUUAUUUUGUUCCACAUAGAAAUAAUUUAAAUGACAAAGUUAAAUGGUAUUUAAAAUUUUCAUUAAUUGGAUUUUUUGCUUAUUCAACAAUAUUUAUGGCAUGGAUGGGAAUUUAUUUAGUUAAUAGAAACAAAUGGGGUGCAUUUGGUGAUAAUAUAUCAAUUACAAUUCCUUUUGGCUAA